AUGAUAUCAAGAAAGAUUAUUUCAACUAUAAAUUCAAAAACAUUUUAUAAUAAAUCAUUAUCAUAUUGUACUGUUAAUAAUAAUAAAAAUACAACAAUAAAUAUAAAUAAUAAUAAUGAAAAACCUAAAAUAAAAACAGGUAUUUUAAUGUUAAAUUUAGGAGGACCAAGUAAAUUAGAAGAAGUUGAACCAUUUUUAACAAGAUUAUUUACAGAUAAAGAGAUAUUUAAAUUACCAUUUCAAAAGUAUACUGGUACAUUAAUUGCAAAGAGAAGAAGUAAUGCAGUUAUGAAGUUAUAUGAAGCCAUUGGUGGCGGAUCACCAAUUAGAAAAUGGACAGAGAAACAAGGUGAAUUGCUCUCAUCGAUGAUGGAUAAGAUAUCACCAGAGACAGCACCCCAUAAACAUUAUAUAGGAUUUCGUUAUUCUGAUCCAUUAAUAGCAGAUACAUUAGACCAAAUGGAGAACGAUAAUGUCGAACGUGUAGUUGCAUUCUCACAAUACCCACAAUACUCUUGCACUACCACCGGGUCAAGUUUAAAUAAUCUUUGGAAAACCUUGGAAGAAAAACAAAUGCAAUCUAAAUUUAAAUGGUCAGUCAUUGACAGAUGGCAAGAUCAUAAAGGUUUCAUUGAUGCAACUAUUCAUAAAAUUAAAAAAGCAUAUAAUCAAUUUAAUAGUAAAUUAAGGGAAUUGGAUAUUGAUGAUGUUGAUGCUAAUAAUAAUAAUAAUAAUAAUAAGCCAGUACUAGUAUUUUCAGCACACUCAUUACCAAUGUCGACUGUUGAAAAAGGUGAUCCAUAUCCACAGGAAGUCGCAGAGACAGUUUGUAGAGUUAUGGAUGGUUUGGGCAUUAGGGAUGAAGAGACUGGUAAACCAUUGGAAUAUAUUUUAGCAUGGCAAAGUAAAGUUGGACCCUUGCCUUGGUUAUCACCAAAAACAAGUUUUGUAAUUGAACAAUUGGCAAAGAAAGGUCGUAAUGCAAUUGUGAUCCCAAUUGCAUUCACUUCUGAUCAUAUUGAAACUUUAUCAGAAAUUGAUAUUGAAUUACAACAUCUCGCUAAAAAAUGUGGUAUGAAAUUAUUAGUACGUUCUGAAUCUUUAAAUGAUGAUCCUUUAAUUAUCUCUGCUAUGGCUGAUUUAGUUAAUACUCAUUUAAAAUCAAAUAAAACAAUUCAUUCUAAUCAAUAUCAUUUAAAAUGUCCUGGUUGUAAAGAUGAUUCAACUUUUUGUAGAACAAUUUCAAAUCCAAUUCAAGCUCUUAAACUUUAA
Messenger RNA from Dictyostelium discoideum AX4, 1272 nucleotides. RefSeq lists its product as hypothetical. The transcript has a single exon. The record is from RefSeq and is a predicted model, not a curated record. Gene Ontology annotation, biological process: heme biosynthetic process. Gene Ontology annotation, molecular function: protoporphyrin ferrochelatase activity. Gene Ontology annotation, cellular component: mitochondrial inner membrane. NCBI's taxonomy places the organism in Eukaryota, Evosea, Eumycetozoa, Dictyosteliales, Dictyosteliaceae. Bases 1 to 1272 code for a protein of 423 amino acids.